Pteropus alecto (black flying fox) is the source of this 3038-nucleotide messenger RNA. RefSeq names its product phosphatidylinositol 3-kinase regulatory subunit gamma. The transcript has 11 exons. Bases 676 to 2061 code for a protein of 461 amino acids. Gene Ontology annotation, molecular function: 1-phosphatidylinositol-3-kinase regulator activity. The record is from RefSeq and is a predicted model, not a curated record. Gene Ontology annotation, biological process: insulin receptor signaling pathway; phosphatidylinositol phosphate biosynthetic process. Gene Ontology annotation, cellular component: phosphatidylinositol 3-kinase complex. Lineage: Eukaryota; Metazoa; Chordata; Mammalia; Chiroptera; Pteropodidae.
GCGGGGAAGCGGGGAGAGCAGGAGAGCGUCGGUGCGGAGGAGGGUGUACCCUUCCGCGCCGUUAAAAUGAAACUCUAGUGGCUGGAGUCUAGGUAGAGCGUGAGGGCAGCCGGCACUGUCAGGCCUUCUUGGACCCCGGCGGGAGCGCCCAGCUGAGCAGGGCUAACUGGACUCUCCAACGGGCCGUAAUCCCGAGGCUGCAGCAGCUUGGGUUCCGAGCCCGGCCGGAACGGAGCCCGAGUCCCGGUCCCUAAAGGGAUCGCUCUCUGCAGACCAGUGGGACCCCGAAACUUGAACGCAAUACCCACCCCCCUUUUUAUGCUUUUCUUUGUCACUUUCCCACCUGCUCCCAGCGCUUUCUCCCCCACCCCCCGCCCAUUAUUUCGAAGGACACAAAAGUAGAUUGCUCGGAAGGAUUUGAAGGUGCCGGGAGCUGUUCUCUGUGGAGAGCGACUGUGUAGAACGGAUUUUUGGGAAGCCGCUUUUUAACACCUUGGGGCUGGGCCCCCUGCAACCUUCUCUGUAUCUUUUUGAGGAGCAAAACUCGUAGGUUGAAAGUUCGGGGGGCAUUUUGCUGGGCGCUGUAGAAGAGAGAGGGGGAGGACCCCGUCCUCGUCCUGGUAGUUGCCUGGACUUGUACUGGCCGUUGGAAACCCCGAAGUACAUUCCGUCGCGAUGUACAAUACGGUGUGGAGUAUGGACCGCGAUGACGCAGACUGGAGGGAGGUGAUGAUGCCCUAUUCGACAGAACUGAUAUUUUAUAUUGAAAUGGAUCCUCCAGCUCUUCCACCGAAGCCACCUAAGCCAGUGACUUCAGCCGUUACAAAUGGAAUGAAGGACAGUUCUGUUUCUCUUCAGGAUGCAGAAUGGUACUGGGGGGAUAUUUCAAGGGAGGAGGUAAAUGACAAAUUACGGGAUAUGCCAGAUGGUACCUUCUUGGUCAGAGAUGCCUCAACAAAAAUGCAGGGAGAUUAUACUUUGACUUUACGGAAGGGAGGCAAUAAUAAAUUAAUAAAAAUCUAUCAUCGAGAUGGUAAAUACGGCUUUUCUGAUCCUCUGACAUUUAAUUCUGUGGUGGAGCUCAUUAACCACUAUCAUCAUGAAUCUCUUGCUCAGUACAAUCCCAAACUUGAUGUGAAGCUAAUGUACCCAGUGUCCAAAUACCAACAGGAUCAGUUGGUAAAAGAAGAUAACAUUGAUGCAGUUGGUAAAAAACUACAGGAGUAUCACUCCCAGUAUCAGGAAAAGAGUAAAGAGUAUGACAGGCUAUAUGAAGAAUACACGAGAACAUCUCAGGAAAUACAGAUGAAGCGGACUGCAAUUGAAGCUUUUAAUGAAACAAUUAAAAUAUUUGAAGAGCAGUGUCACACACAAGAACAAUAUAGCAAAGAAUAUAUUGAGCGAUUUCGCAGAGAGGGGAAUGAAAAGGAAAUUGAACGAAUUAUGAUGAAUUAUGACAAAUUGAAAUCACGUCUGGGUGAGAUUCAUGAUAGCAAAAUGCGUCUAGAGCAGGAUUUGAAGAAACAAGCUUUGGACAACCGGGAAAUAGAUAAAAAAAUGAACAGUAUUAAACCUGACUUGAUCCAGCUGCGCAAGAUCCGAGAUCAGCACCUUGUAUGGCUUAAUCACAAAGGAGUGAGACAGAAGCGCCUGAAUACCUGGCUGGGAAUCAAGAAUGAAGAUGCUGAUGAGACCUAUUUUAUCAAUGAGGAAGAUGAAAACCUGCCGCAUUAUGAUGAGAAAACCUGGUUUGUUGAGGAUAUCAAUCGAGUACAAGCAGAGGACUUGCUUUAUGGGAAACCCGAUGGUGCAUUCUUAAUUCGUGAGAGUAGCAAGAAAGGAUGUUAUGCUUGCUCUGUGGUUGCCGAUGGGGAAGUGAAGCACUGUGUGAUCUACAGCACUGCUCGGGGCUAUGGCUUUGCAGAGCCCUACAACCUGUAUGGCUCACUGAAGGAGCUGGUGCUCCAUUACCAGCAGACAUCCCUCGUCCAGCACAACGACUCCCUCAACGUCAGGCUUGCCUACCCUGUCCACGCACAGAUGCCCUCGCUCUGCAGAUAAAGAGGGAGUGGGAAGAGAGGUGGCUCUCUAGCAUUUUUUUCUACAGUUUUUAUUAGACUAUGAGGGCAUUCUUUCUACGUAGACUGCUUGUUUUGCACAAGAAGUGAUUCUGUGAAUGUGAAGUGGAGAGGCCGAGCAGCAGCCGGCCAGGAUGGGGGCAUAAGGGGCCUGAGAUUCUCUGGGACUCAGCCAUGCCGCUGCACUGACAUAGGAAGCUGGAAGCAGAUGUUGUUUUUUGGGAAUUCUGUUUCAUUGGGGUUUUUGUUUUGUUUAGCCAGGCAGCCUCAACAGAACACAUUAGGCUUGAUGGGGGUGGGAGGUUGUAUCUGGAAGUCUCUGAAGAGUCCAUGUCCUCUUUUGGUCUUUGACUCAGAAUUUGUCAGGGGCAUGGUUCUGUAGGGAGUUCUGUUUUGAUCCGGCAGCCUGUCUUCCUCCCAAAGAGAAAGCUGUUUUGGUCCUGUGGUAGAAUGGCAUUUGGUGAAAAAGGCAACCAAAGGAAAAUGGGGAGGCUUGGGAUUUCAUUUACGGACUCUCAGUCAAGGGAAUAAAAAAAAUCUUCAACUGAAUGUACUGUUUCUUAACCAACAUAACUUAGGCAUCAGUAUCUCAUAGCUCCUCCCUUUAAAGAAGCAUUGUUUAGAAACCAAACCGAUCCCAGCAAAACAAUGUUUGUUGCCGGACUAAGGUCUGAUGGAAGAAGGCGGCACUAGUGUCUGAAUGCACACUUCUGUACCAAAACUUGAAAAUAAAAGGAAAACUAAAAUUUGUUAGUUUUAGCCAAUACUAAAAUUGGUCAGUGUAACUCCUUCUGCCCUGCCCUUGUUUCUCAGAGAUAAAGAAUAGUGUUCUUUUUGUGGGCAUGUGAGCUUUGAAUCAUAAAAUGAAGUUGGUGCUUGUGUGGUGUUUCCUUAGCCUAAAGAAUGAUCUGUUGUUUGAAAUCUUUGUAACUUGUUUGUAUGAGUAAAGAAAAGGUGCAA